AAGGCAAACCAGGAAGUGAAAGCGCGUCCAUCAGAGUUUCAAUGAACUUCAGUCCCGUUAAGCUUUUACCGUUUGGAUCACAGCUUGUUUUAUACUCCGUUGAUCUGACAGAGGCAGUUUAAGCGGAACUGGCAAUGCAGAAUGUACGAAAACGUCGAGGCAACGAUUUACACAGCACCACCGGUGUUUCAAAGCAAAAUGUCCCGGAGAGGAAAAGGCCAACCUUUCACUUUGACCUGUGGCUCUGUCUGACUCUGCAGAACUGGAUCCUUGACUUUGGACGACCCAUCGCCAUGAUUGUCCUUCCUCUGGAGUGGUUUCCUCUGAACAGGCCAAGUGCGGGAGACUAUUUCCACAUGGCCUACAACGUCAUCACACCGUUCCUUAUGCUCAAGCUGGUCGAGCGCGCCCACAGGCCCGUUUCCCACACAGCCGUCCACCUCUGCAUCGUCACCUUCGUCAUGGGGGCUAGCAUCCACCUGGUGGGAGACUCCAUCAACCACCGGCUCAUCCUGAGCGGCUACCAGCUCCACCUGUCAGUCAGAGAAAACCCCAUCAUCAAGGACCUCAAACCGGCUUCGCUGAUUGAUUCAUUUGAGCUGCUGUAUUAUUAUGAUGAACACCUGGGACACUUGAUGUG
Molecule: messenger RNA, 640 nt
Organism: Fundulus heteroclitus (mummichog)
Lineage: Eukaryota; Metazoa; Chordata; Actinopteri; Cyprinodontiformes; Fundulidae
Product: ceroid-lipofuscinosis neuronal protein 6 homolog
Source: RefSeq, a predicted model, not a curated record